CUCGUCACAGCAUGCUAUUCACAAAAAUAUCAAGCUUGUUCGGCCUUUUGGUGUGGUUGAGUUACACGAUUUGUUCCUCAAAUUGUGCUACAUUCACAAUUUACGAGGACGCCUUCCGUACAAGCAAGAAGACCUUUUUGUGGUGGGGCGGCGGGGCUUAUGACAAGUUCUCCGUUGGCCUGGGCGAAUGCAUGACGCUGGGUUCCUACAAUGAUAAGGCCUCUUCCAUCGACCCACAUGGAGGUUGCAUAAAAGUAUGGCGAGAUGCUGGUUGUUCCGGUCCCUCCAUGAUUAUUACGGAGCAGCGCGGUUGUUCCAAAAACCUGGCUACUUGUGACAUUUCCAACUCAGUCGAAGCGGAGAAGGAACAAAGGGUCACAUGGGAUAACAGUAUUUCUUCCAUCUCCACCUGUUCCAAGGAAGAAGCUGUCGACCCCGUGGUAGACAACGGAGACCUCGUCGCGUAUAAUCCCCGGAAUUCUGCAGAUUUCUACAAAUAUGUAUUCCAGCUGGUCACACGGCAAAAGUUUAGCGUUUGGCUGUGCCUCCACACGGACUGCAAGCAGCAAGAGAGGAUCCAUGCUCAGGCGAGGAGUGACCAAUGUGCAAAUUUUGGCCUAACCUGGGACCGUCAAGUAUCCGCAGUUUAUACUAUUUACAACUGUGUGGAGCUCUUUGAGGAGAAGGAUUGUCGCGGUGAAUCCAUCCGGUUCAGAAAAUCCGUCUACUUGUUCUCAUACCCAGGGUUGGAUGAAUGCAAGAGUGACCGGUGCCGCUUACGAGAAGGGAACUGGAAUAAUAAAGCGAGAUCGAUGAAAAAAUGCUGAUUAAGCCGUUAAGGUUUUAUAAUAAAUUUCCUACUAAUAGUUCCAGCAUCUUGCUUCCGUCAGCUUGGAUCUAAAUUAGAAAUACACAUUUUUUAACCAUUUCUACUUCACGACCCUAGUAUCCAAUAGCAUCGAAGCAAUCCAGUAAUCAUUUUUUAAUAAUAAUUUUUAAUAUGUACGUUGCAACCUAAUGUUCGAAACAUUCGAAAUCUCAAUAAUGGAGGGUGAUCUAGCCAGAUUUUACGUCUAACUGUAUCUGCUCAAUCAUUACUAUGUAAAUAGUAUAGCUAAAUUUAUGAAAAUAAAUUGCUCAAAAACUUUCUGUCAUAUUA
Molecule: messenger RNA, 1159 nt
Organism: Folsomia candida
Lineage: Eukaryota; Metazoa; Arthropoda; Collembola; Entomobryomorpha; Isotomidae
Exons: 3
Coding region: 12-827 (271 amino acids)
Source: RefSeq, a predicted model, not a curated record